Exophiala viscosa is the source of this 990-nucleotide messenger RNA. RefSeq lists its product as uncharacterized. NCBI's taxonomy places the organism in Eukaryota, Fungi, Ascomycota, Eurotiomycetes, Chaetothyriales, Herpotrichiellaceae. The record is from RefSeq and is a predicted model, not a curated record. The transcript has 4 exons. The coding region runs from base 193 to 873 and encodes 226 amino acids.
ACUCCCACUACAGAUACGAUGGCAAUACGAACUCGCCGGUCCAUGCCGGAGCAAACUGGACCCCCUUAACAUUCAGCCUGAUCCGACUUCCUCCCCUACCACAAGAUGCAGAUCGUCGAGAAUGCACACUUUGAGAGCGGGCAAAAGCACUGGAAGGAGUAGACUUGCGCCUUUGUUCUUUAAAACUGAGCAAUGAGCAAGCAUAGCUGUACUACAGCGCAGUGCCCGCCUCUUUCUUUGGGCCUCCUGCAAUGGGGCAUCCUCAAUCCUGUCGAGUCUAGAACCUUUGCACUGCGAGUGCUGUGGGUGAAGGGAGUUAGUUCUUUGUUUUCUUUGUUUUCUUGUGCGAUGAUGGAAAUGAGGCGUGAACCUCAACUCAACAGCCAGAGAACACCUUCAGACACCGAUAAAACCAUUUUAGCCAAGUACUCCGCUGCCACGACCGCCAUGCGUCCACAGGCACUAUUCCUCCCAUCCAUCCUCCUGGCUGCCUUUUCCGGUCUGGUAGCUGGUCAGGAUAACGAACCAGACUAUGUCGGUACAGCUAUACUGAAGGAAGUCUCCAAACGAGGAUCGGCUCCUACGCCGACCUGUGCCACUGGCAACUUUCUCUGCGUCUACUUCGCUGGCCAAAGCUGUAUCAAUGUAAACGGCGGUGAUACCUGUUGCGUGGACGGAAGUGGAAUAUGCUCAAACGGAUUUGAGUGUGGUACCGGUGUGGCCGCGGGUCGUUGUUGCCAGUCGGGCAUCACUCCUGCGCAAUGUGCUGCUGCCGUCAUCGUGGGAACCGCGACCACGAGACCUCCAGUGCCCAGUCCGACCAAGACGACCAAGACGAAGGCGGCGAAGCACACCACAACGAAGCACAAGUAGCCUCUCGAAAUCGCCACAGUUCGACGGCGUGUAGCGUUGCCAUUGGACUGUGCCGCCCCGAGAUCAUAGGCCUCACAGUGAUGUUGAGUAUUUUGCCUUCUGAUGUGCAACGACUUA